Messenger RNA from Humulus lupulus (European hop), 3504 nucleotides. Its product is annotated as serine/threonine-protein kinase CTR1. The coding region runs from base 215 to 3103 and encodes 962 amino acids. The transcript has 16 exons. NCBI's taxonomy places the organism in Eukaryota, Viridiplantae, Streptophyta, Magnoliopsida, Rosales, Cannabaceae. The record is from RefSeq and is a predicted model, not a curated record. Gene Ontology annotation, biological process: protein phosphorylation. Gene Ontology annotation, molecular function: protein kinase activity; ATP binding.
GGAGAUGUCGGGAGGCGGAACCUGAUAAGGGAGGUUACGGUUACGGAGGUUGAUCAGCCUAGCAGGGAAGAAGACGACGUAUUACGUGCGAGUGAGCUAUAGUUCCGUACGUGUGCGCGCGUGAAAGGUUACUUGGAGAGGAACAAGAUAUAAACUGUAGUGCUCAGGAGGCCCGUGAUAAUUUGAUUUAAUAUAAGAAAAAGAAGGGGAAAAAAUGCCUCACAGAACCACUUACUUCUUCCCAAGGCAAUUCCCGGAUCGCAGAUUCGGUGUAUCUUCGAAACAACCAUCUGAUCAAGAUCACGGGAAAAAGGUAAACUCAACUACCGUAUCUACUUCUUCUCCUUCUUCCUCCACCAUAUCCACUAGUAUCGCUGCUUUCAAUACCACCAAAGAUGCUUUUUCCAUCGAAAACGACACCAAGUCGUUGUCGUCUACGACAACGACAUCUACAACGAAGAACCAGUUCACGGUCAACACAGCCAAAGCUUCAGCUGUAUCCGAGCUUUUCACGAGCCACGAGUUCAAGUCCCAAACCAAGAAAAAUCAUCACCACCACCAACUACAACAACGGCGACAGCAGCAGCAUCAGGAAGAGCAUUUCGCUGCCUUCUGCGAUUGGUUAGCUGAGAAGAAAACCGAGCGUCGUUCCAGUACUACCAAUACUAAGUUAUCUCGAUACUCAUCCUGUGAUGAGGAGCGUGAGCUUCUUCUCCCGCCGGAUCCGACAGCACCUUCUGCGGUGGCGCCGGCGACGAGGUCAUCGGUUGUGAAGGACCGAAGUUUGGACAGGAAUUUUGAUCGGCAGGUUUCAUUGCCGAGGGUUUCGAGUGGGAGUAGCUAUGCGGGGAGCUUGUUCUCUGGGAUCACCACUUUGGAUGGGAACUUGUCUGGUGAUGUUAAGGACUGCCUCUCGAAGGUUUCGUCUUCGAGUAGGCAUCAUGUUGUGGAAGGUGCUGCUGGUGGCGGUGGUAGUGAUGAGAGUAGGGAGGACUCGGGGGAAAAUAUUAGUAGCUUGGCGCAGAGGUCGAAGGAGAGUUACUAUCUGCAGCUUACUCUGGCCAAAAGGCUUACUUCUCAGGCUUACCUUGCGAGUGAACCGUCGCUAAUGCAAGUGUCUGGACCCGAAACUUCCGACGCUGAAACCGUUUCGUAUCGCCUUUGGGUUAGUGGCUCAUUGUCUUACACUGAUAAGAUAUCAGAUGGGUUCUGCAACAUUUUGGGGAUGAACCCAUAUUUGUGGGUGAUGUGCAAUGAUGUGGAGGAAGGCAAACGGCUACCACCAUUGAUGUCACUUAAAGCAGUUGAUCCAAGUGAGACAUCCAUGGAAGUGGUCCUGGUUGAUAGAUAUGGAGACUCGCGCCUUAAGGAGCUUGAAGAUAAAGCACAAGAGCUGUAUUGUGCAUCAGAAAAUACGCUAGUAUUGGUGGAGAAACUAGGAAAACUUGUUGCCAUCUAUAUGGGGGGUACUUUCCCGGUGGAGCAAGGGGAUCUCCACAUGCACUGGAAAUUGGUUAGCAAGAGGUUGAAGGAGUUUCAGAAGUGUAUCGUGGUCCCCAUUGGAAGUCUUUCAAUGGGACUUUGCAGGCAUCGGGCUAUUCUUUUCAAGAAACUGGCGGACUACAUAGGUUUACCUUGUAGGAUAGCUCGUGGAUGCAAGUAUUGUGUAGCAGAUCAUCGAUCUUCUUGUCUUGUUAAAAUUGAAGAUUCCAAGCAGUCAAGGGAGUACGUAGUUGAUUUAGUUGGGGAACCAGGAAAUGUUCAUGGUCCAGAUUCCUCAAUCAAUGGAGGAUUUCUUUCUUCAAUGCCUUCGCCGUUACAAAUUUCUCAUCUUAAAGAAUUUCAACAACCUCACAUGGAUAAUUCUCAAAUUGUAAACUCCAACUCUCACACUUCUCCUGAUGACCUAUAUUCAGGUCGUGGGACAGAAAGUCAGAAAAUUCAGGAAAGUGAUUUUUUCAAAGAUUUAGUGGGUGUUAGAUGUGGUCUUGUUAAUAAAGAUAGCAUUGUAAAGGAAUCAUCUCUGAUGUCCUCGGAGUUGAAAGGGACUGAAAAAUGUGUUGUUCAGAGCUCCAUGAUGACAUCUAUCCAGGGAAAUCAAUUGAUUAGUGAUAGUGUCAAGCAACUGACAGUAAGUGCAAGCUUGUCUAGACAAACAGAUUCGGAGGAGGCUGGCAGUGAACUUGAGAGUCAGGGUACAUUCCCUGCAAUAAGUGUAACCAUUCCCCGAUACUUGAUUCUUGAGCCAUCUCUUGCAAUGGACUGGCUUGAGAUCUCAUGGGAUGAACUGCAUAUCAAGGAGCGUGUUGGUGCAGGAUCAUUUGGUACUGUGCAUCGUGCAGAAUGGCAUGGAUCGGAUGUUGCUGUUAAGGUCCUGACUGUUCAGGAUUUUCAUGAUGAUCAACUGAAGGAGUUUUUGAGAGAGGUUGCAAUAAUGAAACGUGUCCGUCAUCCAAAUGUAGUUCUUUUCAUGGGUGCAGUUACGAAGCGUCCACAUUUAUCCAUAGUAACUGAAUAUUUGCCAAGGGGUAGCCUAUAUCGCCUUAUACACAGGCCAGCUUCUGGUGAAAUUCUGGAUCAAAGGCGACGAUUACGCAUGGCACUUGAUGUGGCCAAGGGUAUCAAUUAUUUGCAUUGUUUAAGCCCACCUAUAGUGCAUUGGGAUCUUAAAUCUCCAAAUUUGUUGGUUGAUAAAAAUUGGACAGUUAAGGUCUGUGACUUUGGGCUGUCUAGAUUCAAAGCAAACACAUUUAUAUCAUCGAAGUCUGUUGCUGGGACACCUGAGUGGAUGGCUCCAGAAUUCCUUCGAGGAGAGCCCUCCAAUGAGAAGUCUGAUGUUUAUAGUUUUGGGGUGAUUCUAUGGGAGCUUGUGACCAUGCAGCAACCUUGGAGUGGACUUAGUCCUGCCCAGGUAGUCGGAGCUGUCGCUUUCCAGAACAGAAGGCUAGCCAUUCCACCUAAUACGUCUCCAUUGUUAGCUUCCCUCAUGGAAUCUUGCUGGGCUGAUGAUCCUAGUCAACGUCCAUCUUUUGGUAGCAUAGUCAACUCGCUAAAGAAGUUGCUCAAGUCUCCGCUGCAAUUGAUGCAGAUGAGUGGAACAUAGAGGCUAAAAUGGGUACCACCAUUCACUAACCUUUAAACAUGGUAGUGAGUGAUGAUUUUAACUAAAACCUGCUUUAGUUAUUGGUAAUUAGAGACUUUAUUGCUUGUUUCCCAUCCUGAAAGGCAAUUUAAUUAAAGCCUUUCUUAUCUAUAAGGUUCUUGAUGGGAAAGCAUGCCUUUUUUUUUUUAAAUAUAUAUAUUUUAUUAUAGUCUCAAAUAAGCCUAGUUUCUAUUGUUGAAUUCUAAACAUCUGAGGAGAUGAAAAUGAACUUGGGCUGGUAUUUUUGCUUAACUGAUACUUCCUAUGGCUGUACUACAUACAAUAUAUUUCCUCAUGCACUCUGUAUUAUGAAUCUAUGAUCUUAUAAUCUAAUCAGUUGCCCAACCAGGGUUCUUACCGAA